GCGGCCACCCGGCGGGGCCAUGGCCAGCACGGCCGUGCAGCUGCUGGGCUUCCUGCUCAGCUUCCUGGGCCUGGUGGGCAUCCUGAUCACCACCAUCCUGCCGCACUGGCGCAGGACGGCGCACGUGGGCACCAACAUCCUGACGGCCGUGUCCUACCUGAAGGGGCUGUGGAUGGAGUGCGUGUGGCACAGCACGGGCAUCUACCAGUGCCAGAUCUACCGCUCGCUGCUGGCGCUGCCCCGCGACCUGCAGGCGGCCCGCGCGCUCAUGGUCAUCUCCUGCCUGCUGUCCGGCGCGGCCUGCGCCUGCGCCGUGGUGGGCAUGAAGUGCACGCGCUGCGCCAAGGGCACGCCGGCCAAGACCACCUUCGCCGUGCUGGGCGGCGUGCUCUUCAUCCUGGCCGGCCUGCUCUGCCUGGUGGCGGUGUCCUGGACCACCAACGACGUGGUGCAGAACUUCUACAACCCGCUGCUGCCCAGCAGCAUGAAGUUCGAGAUCGGGCAGGCCCUGUACCUCGGCUUCAUCUCCUCGUCCCUGGCGCUCAUCGGCGGCACCCUGCUUUGCCUGUCCUGCCAGGAGGAGGCGCCCUCCAGGCCGUACCAGCCUCAGCCCAGGGCCACCACCAACACCGCAGCCACUGCGCCCUCCUACCGACCACCCGCCGCCUACAAGGACAACCGGGCCCCCUCAGUCACCUCGGCCUCGCACAGCGGAUACAGGCUCAACGACUAUGUGUGAGUCCUCAGGGCCUGUCCCUCCCUGAGCCCCAAAAGACACUGGGACCCAGGACCCCCGCACAGAAUUGACUUCUGGGCUGCUCGUGUGCCCAAUGGGAUAAAGUGAACGUGGAGAGUGGGCUUAGAACACAGGGG
Pteropus alecto (black flying fox) is the source of this 873-nucleotide messenger RNA. It is a transcript of the gene CLDN14, whose product is annotated as claudin 14. The record is from RefSeq and is a predicted model, not a curated record. Bases 20 to 739 code for a protein of 239 amino acids. NCBI's taxonomy places the organism in Eukaryota, Metazoa, Chordata, Mammalia, Chiroptera, Pteropodidae. Gene Ontology annotation, biological process: cell adhesion; bicellular tight junction assembly. The transcript has a single exon. Gene Ontology annotation, cellular component: plasma membrane; bicellular tight junction. Gene Ontology annotation, molecular function: structural molecule activity.